Vollenhovia emeryi is the source of this 1692-nucleotide messenger RNA. RefSeq lists its product as uncharacterized. The coding region runs from base 230 to 1429 and encodes 399 amino acids. Gene Ontology annotation, molecular function: sequence-specific DNA binding. Lineage: Eukaryota; Metazoa; Arthropoda; Insecta; Hymenoptera; Formicidae. The transcript has 8 exons. The record is from RefSeq and is a predicted model, not a curated record.
CGACAGCUUCAUGCAUAUGACAACCAUGUGUCACGUACGAAUGCGAAUGGAGUUAGUUGAUGACAGCGCUCCCAGUAUUGCUUUUCAGAACGUCUGGCGGGCACAAACAUCGGCCCAUUCUGAUUACGGGCAGUUCGGUCUCCUUAUACAUUAACUCCAUGGUUCCUAUACUGGUCAACUAGUGCAAGAUACACAGAUUGACGUAUCGAGCCUGCUCGAAACUUGUGAAAUGCGUUACUUGUUUCAAGGAAUUCAUUUUUAUUCUGGGACAAUGAGAAGAAAGUGUUCUUACCCGCAUUGCCUGACAGGCUCGGCAAUGGACCACAAACGCAACGUGGCCCAUGGUCUAAAGAAAAAAACUUUAUUUUGUGUCCCAAGGGAUCCACAACGUCGUAAACAUUGGGAAACUGCUUUGAACCGGCCCCUCAACGAUUCAGAAGUCAUUUGCGAAUUGCAUUUUCAUAAAAAAGAUAUUUUGAGCCAAUUCAAAAUUCGCUUGUAUGAUGGAUCGAUUUUUAAAAUGAAUAAAGAAAAAUCAAGUUUGGUUAAAACAGCAAUCCCUCAUUUAUAUAAUUCGAACGUUAAAAAAGAAAAUGACGAUUCAGUGAUCAAUAUCGCUCCACAAAAAAAGAAAAGAAAUGUUGCUAACACUUGUUCGACCACUUUGAAAAAUACUAAAAAUCUGAGUGUAAUAAACACAUACACUAAAUCUAAAAAGCUGCUUGUAAUGGAAGGGUGCACUAAUACUGAAAAUCUGCAUGUAAUGGAUGCAUAUACUAAUACUAAAGAUCUGUGUGUAAUGGAUGCAUACACUAAUACUCAAAAUCUGUGUGUAAUGGAUGCACACACCGAGUCCUCGACAGUGAUGACCAAUAACGUUGCACAAAUAAAAAAACAAGCUAUUACUGGAAAAUCUUCGAGUAUUUUGGAAAAUAUAAAAAAUGUACACCUACCAGAUAAAUGGACUUGCGUAGCUUUGCCUGAUUCAGUGGUCAUUGGAAUGUGGAAACCGAAUGGUGAACCUGGGAAACGUCUCGUCGUGAAAUCUAAUUUAACCAUUCAGGCAUUUAUCGAGAACGAAGCAAUAAAUUUGCCGAGAAUGACUACCCCAAAUUCUGUAGAGGAUAUUAUGAAACAUAUUAACACACUGCAAUCUCUUCUAUUGUGCGAAGGAAGAUCUCGUAAACAUGUGAUACCAUGGUUCUCUAGACAAUGCCUGGGAUUUGUUGAUCCUAAAGAUUCGGUGAAGUUACACUUUGGACAGUUUUGGUGUGCUCAUUGCCGCGUGAUAAGACGUAAAAAUCUCAAAAAGAAAAAUAUUCAAAGAAGGAUGGAAAUAGCGCUGCUAUUGUCUAAGCGAUGCAACGAACUUAUAGCGAAGGCGGAGAGACAACGAAAAAAAAGAAUAGCAUCCAAGAUAGGACUUUAAAAUAAAUAUUUCAUUCGUGUAUACUUUUCAUAAGUAAACUUAUUCAUAAUCUACUCUACCCGGACCGGUGAUUGUGGUUUUGUUGGUCAAGGUUUCUGUGAUGCAAAGUGUUUUCUAGGGUUAAAUUGACGUAUGUUUAAUGUUAUGAAUUGCUGAGAACAUGAUUUAAUUCUAAACAAUUUAUUUGCUUGAUUAUAGGAUUAAAUUACAUUUUUAUAAUUAUUUUUUUCAGCGUUUCAAUAAGAAAGAACUUUGUACAGAAA